AUGGACAAGGACGCAUUGGACCUUAAAUUGAGAUUAAUCAGAGAUGCCCUGGAAAAGAACGCCAAACCCGCUUCGGGCAAACCCACGAAUACUCUAGGGCAGCGAGUUAUUACUAAAUGGAGGUAUAGAAAGAAACCUCAUAACGGCAGUUCAAUGCUCCCUGAAAAAUGUAAGAACCGUGUACAAUUGUUCGAUGAUUUGGUACAGCAAAGCUCUAAUGAAUUUUCUGGGUUCCGACUUCAUGACUUGCAGGCGCUCUUGGAAAAGAUACGCCUGAUUCAAAAUUAUACAAGGCUCUUGCUCGUUGAAUGGGACGCCCGAUGGGUUAAUCCGCUAACUUUAGCGUCUAAGGGUUGGAAGCCAUACCAGGGACAAUCGCAGUCGCAAGCGGUAUUUAAGUGUUGUUGUUGUCAUGCCAUUAUGACAAUUCAGUCAUCUAAGAAUGGCGAUGAUGUCACUGGCCACAACAAGAAGCUGAAUGAAAAAAUCUGGAACUCAAAUAUUAUUGGCAACCAUCUUCGUGAGUGUCCAUGGAGAAAAAAUCAGUUUGAUCUAAACAAAGGAUACUAUUUGAACUCACAAAAUCUUAUAAUGGACAUCGAGAGAAUUCACACAAGUAUUGACAAAAUUUCAUCCGGAUCAAAAGAGUUUUAUAUUAAGAGAAAUUCUUCUCGUAUAUUUCAUUAUCUAACAGAAAGAGAAAUGCAGAAAUUGGCUCAUUUUUUUAAUUGCAAGGACUAUUCUCUCGUCGGAUUGUUGCUUCUCGGCUACAUGAAAUUCCAGGAAGACAAUCUGGUUCAAUGCACAGCUUGCUUCCACCGGGCGUCUAUCAAAGGGCUAGAACAUACGGAUUUCAAUGGACAUGCUCUAUGGUGUCGAUUUUACAAUAAAGAGUUCUUGCCUAAAAUGUUGCUGGAGUUGAUCCCCGGAGAAAACAACGCACUAACAAGAAUAGGCGUGGGGGAAAGACUAGACAAAUUAGAGACUGUUUUACAGAAUUUAUAA
Molecule: messenger RNA, 1005 nt
Organism: Saccharomyces kudriavzevii IFO 1802
Lineage: Eukaryota; Fungi; Ascomycota; Saccharomycetes; Saccharomycetales; Saccharomycetaceae
Gene: PML39
Product: Pml39p
Exons: 1
Coding region: 1-1005 (334 amino acids)
Molecular function (GO): zinc ion binding
Source: RefSeq, a predicted model, not a curated record